AGGAAAAUCGUUACACUAUAUCAUCACAACCGAAAAACUCGCCGCUAAAACACCAAAACCGUCACAAAACCCGGAAAACCGUCAUAUAACCGCCGCGAAAUGGCCGCCUCUCCGUCGCCACCGCCACCGCUACCGUCACCGUCGCCACCACACCCGAACAAACUCACACCUACAUUCUUCCAUUCCUCUAUCCACAACAACCGAUCUAUGAACCACAAUAGGGCUCGAAUUCAUUGUCAACGGAACACAUCUGACAACAACGGGGCCCACCACUACCAACAACAGAAACAGCAACAGCACCAGUGGACUGUUGAUUGUGUUGCCGGAAGUGAUCCAAUUCACAUUAUUCUGAAGCCUCCGGCUCCUGCAACGUCUCCGAUUCAGAUGAAUUCUGGAUUGAAAAGUUUUAAGAAGGUUUGUUUGUUUUAUGCGGAUGAAAUGGAAGCCCUAGCGCAGCGGAUUGCUGCUCAGUCGGAUGCGAUUGAGCUAAGGAGUAUUAAUUGGAGGAAAUUUGAGGAUGGAUUUCCAAACUUGUCAAUACCUAAUGCACAUGGAAUAAGAGGAGAACAUGUAGCUUUUCUUGCAUCAUUUAGUUCUCCUGGAGUUAUCUUUGAGCAACUAUCAAUUAGUUAUGCAUUGCCGAAACUCUUCAUUUCGUCUUUCACUUUAGUCCUUCCGUUCUUCCCAACGGGGACUUCGGAACGCAUGGAAGACGAAGGGGAUAUCGCAACGGCUUUCACUCUUGCUCGGUUCUUGUCAAACAUUCCGAUAUCAAGGGGUGGGCCCACUAGUGUGGUGAUAUACGACAUCCAUGCCUUGCAGGAAAGAUUCUACUUUACUGAUAACGUAUUACCAUGUUUUGAGAGUGGGAUCCCUUUGCUUAAAAGUAGGCUGCAACAGCUUCCCGAUUCUGACAAUAUAUCGAUUGCUUUUCCAGAUGACGGUGCUUGGAAACGGUUUCACAAACAGCUACAGCACUUUCCUGUGAUUAUCUGUACAAAAGUUAGGGAAGGUGACCAACGAAUCGUACGCAUUAAAGAGGGAGAUCCUAAAGGCCGUCAUGUUGUGAUAGUUGAUGAUCUUGUUCAGUCAGGGGGAACGCUGAUUGAAUGUCAGAAAAUGUUGGCAAAACAUGGAGCAAAAAAAGUGAGUGCAUAUGUGACCCAUGGUGUUUUUCCUAAGCGGUCGUGGGAGCGGUUUAAACAUGAUACCGGAGGACAACCCGAUAACGGGUUGACAUUCUUUUGGAUAACGGACUCGUGCCCUCUGACUGUGAAGGAAGUGAAGAAUAAACCUCCAUUUGAAGUCCUCAGUCUUGCUAGUUCCAUAGCAGCUACUCUGCAAAUAUAAAAAAUGAAAUCUUUUUUUUUUUUUUUUUUUUUUUUUUUUUAGAGAGGUUUGGUUUCAAAGCAGCCUGAGUUUUACAUCAUUUAUUCUUGUUUUAUGUUAAUAAAAUCAUGCUUCUGUGAUAUACAGAUGACAUUCAUGUAUGCCAUUUUUCUGUAUUGUAUGAAUGACUAGUUGCAUCAAAAAAUCAA
Molecule: messenger RNA, 1538 nt
Organism: Helianthus annuus (common sunflower)
Lineage: Eukaryota; Viridiplantae; Streptophyta; Magnoliopsida; Asterales; Asteraceae
Product: ribose-phosphate pyrophosphokinase 4
Exons: 7
Coding region: 100-1350 (416 amino acids)
Biological process (GO): purine nucleotide biosynthetic process; 5-phosphoribose 1-diphosphate biosynthetic process
Cellular component (GO): ribose phosphate diphosphokinase complex; cytoplasm
Molecular function (GO): ribose phosphate diphosphokinase activity; magnesium ion binding
Source: RefSeq, a predicted model, not a curated record